This is a messenger RNA of Colletotrichum chrysophilum, 873 nucleotides long. RefSeq lists its product as uncharacterized. Gene Ontology annotation, molecular function: hydrolase activity. The record is from RefSeq and is a predicted model, not a curated record. NCBI's taxonomy places the organism in Eukaryota, Fungi, Ascomycota, Sordariomycetes, Glomerellales, Glomerellaceae. The transcript has a single exon. The coding region runs from base 1 to 873 and encodes 290 amino acids.
AUGGCACCCCUGCAAGCGUCCAUCCGCAACGACAAGGAUCUCAUCAUUGAAGACCGCAGGAUCCCCGGACCGGAAUGCGAGAUUCCUUUGGUAAUCAUGCAACCCAAGAAUCCGAAAACGCCAUACGGGAAGCGACCAGGUGUUUUUUUCAUCCAUGGCGGCGGCAUGGUCGUCGGCGACGCUUUUCUCGGACUGCCAUUUUUCGUGGACGUCACCAAGGAACUGGACGCCGUUGUUGUCAGCGUGGAGUACCGUCUCGCACCAGAACACCCGGCUCCAGCUCCGCAAGAUGACUGCUUUGCCGCGCUGCAAUGGACCAGCGAGAAUGCGGCAGAAAUCGGCAUCGAUCCCGCACGCCUCAUGAUUGCAGGCGCAUCGGCAGGCGGCGGGCUAGCGGCCGGCGCGGCUCUGAGGGCUAGAGACGCCGGGGGCCCGCGGCUCUGCGCCCAGUUACUGGUGUACCCCAUGCUCGAUGACCGCAACCUGAUGGUCUGUAAGAGGCAGUUUUCAAAGGACCAUGGAGUGUAUGACAGCACCGACAACGACUUUGCAUGGUCGUGCGUGCUUGGCGACAAGCGAGGGGCGACCGAGGGGGUAAGCCCGUACGUAGCGCCGGGAAGGGCAACAGACCUCUCUGGGCUGCCGCCGGCAUAUAUUGAUGUCGGUUCGGCGGAGCCAUUCAGAGACGAAGACGUGGCGUAUGCGACGCGGCUAUGGGAAUGUGGUGUGCAGGCUGAUCUGCAUGUGUGGAGCGGCGGCUUUCAUGGCUUCGAAAUCCUAGGGCUGCCUGUUGGGGCUGGGGUCUCCAAGGCAGCUAUUGAGACGAGAAUGGGAUGGGUGAGGAGAACAUUUGCCUACGAUGGGAGAGCUUAA